Molecule: messenger RNA, 3467 nt
Organism: Choloepus didactylus (southern two-toed sloth)
Lineage: Eukaryota; Metazoa; Chordata; Mammalia; Pilosa; Megalonychidae
Gene: ERMAP
Product: erythroblast membrane associated protein (Scianna blood group)
Biological process (GO): regulation of cytokine production; T cell receptor signaling pathway
Cellular component (GO): external side of plasma membrane
Molecular function (GO): signaling receptor binding
Source: RefSeq, a predicted model, not a curated record
GGCAGCAGGAGCCUCCCACUGAAGGCUUCAUGCUGUGGAGUAAAAUAUGAAUUUUCCCGGCCCCACCUCUGAGCCCUUCCUGAUGCUCCUUCCUGAAUACUGACGCCCCUGUGUGGGGUAGGCUGAGUUCUCAGCUCGACCCCCGAGGGACCAAUGGCUCCAGCGUCCAUAGGUGGCUAGUCUGCUCCUACGGCUGCUUCCCAUUGAUGUCACGUCAAUCGCCCUCAUUACACAGAGUUUCAAUCUGAUGGAAGGACUUCAUUUGCUUUUUUUCAUUCCCAGCAUUUCAUUCCCACCUGUGAAAAUCAUUUCACAAGUAUUUUCUAUGAAUCCUCACUGUAGCCCUAUUGAUGAGGAUUAAUGCCUUCAGGAUGAAAUGGAAGGAAUUACUACAUGACCCAGCAACUUUAUUCCAAGUUUGGAUGGAGAUGGCAAGUGCCUCUGGCUCCUGGCUUCCUGGCUGCCUUAUUAUGUUUGUUUUCCUCCAGCUGCCCACUCAUGGGUCAGGGGAUGCCAGCAAGGUUCACCUGGCCCCGCUAGGGGGCACAGCCCGGCUGCCCUGCCCCCUUUCCCUCUGGCCAGUCACGGUGCCCACUGAGGUGAGGUGGCUGCGGUCUCCACACCCCCAGCGCUCCCAGGUUGUUCACGUGUUCCGGAAUGGGAAAGACUGGGAUGAAGAUCUGAUGCCAGAAUAUAAGGGGAGGACGGCACUGUUGAGAGAUGCACAAGAGGGAAGUGUCACUCUGGAGAUCCGCGGGGUCCGGCUGGAGGACCGAGGGCAGUAUCGAUGUCAGGUCCAGAUCGGCAACCUCAGUCGAGAGGACAGCGUGACCCUGCAGGUUGCAGUUCUAGGCUCCGACCCUUAUAUCCAUGUGAAUGUCUAUGACGCUGGAUGGAUCCACCUGGUGUGCGGCUCAGCAGGAUGGUUCCCAAAGCCUUGGACCGAGUGGAGGGACCCUCAAGGCAGGCUGCUGCUGUUCCUGUCAGAGACCCACUCCCUGGACGAAUCUGGGCUCUUCCGAACAGUGGUGACCAGCAAAGUCAGGGACAGCACUCUGGGGAAUGUGUCCUGCACUGUUCGCAACGUGGCCCUUGGCCAAGAGAAGACCACGGCCAUGCUCAUAACAGCCCCAUCUUCAAGGAGCCUCUCCCCCUCAGCAGUGGCUCUUGCUGUGAUCCUGCCCGUCUUGGGGCUUCUCAUCAUCGUGGGUAUUUGCCUCCUCUGGAAGCAAAGAAGAUCAAAAGAGAGCCUACUUUAUGAACAGGUGAUGGAGGUAGAAAAUCUUCUCUCAGACCACGCAAAAGAAAAAGGAAGACUCCACAAAGCCAUCAAGAAACUCCGGAGUGAACUGAAGUUGAAAAGAGCUGCAGCAAACUCAGGCUGGAGAAGGGCCCGGCUGCACUUUGUGGCUGUGACCUUGGAUCCUGACACAGCACAUCCCAAACUUAUCCUGUCUGAGGACCGGAGAUGCGUGAGGCUUGGAGACAGAAAGCAGCCUGUGCCUGACAAACCCAGAGAGAUUUGAUUUUGUGUCAGUGUCCUGGGCUCGAGCUUCACGGCUGGCUGUCACUACUGGGAGGUGUAUGUGGGAGACAAGACCAAAUGGAUCCUUGGGGUGUGCAGUGAGUCAGUGAGCAGGAAGGGGAAGGUCACGGCCUCACCUUCCAACGGACACUGGCUUCUGCGACAGAGUUAUGGGAAUGAGUAUGAAGCGCUCACAUCCCCACAGACCUCCUUCCGCCUGAAAGAGCCCCCUCGGUGUGUGGGAAUUUUCCUGGACUAUGAAGCGGGAGUUAUCUCCUUCUACAAUGUGACUGACAAAUCCCACAUCUUCACUUUUCACCCACUGUUUUCUGGCCCUCUUCGCCCCUUCUUUGCCUGCCUUCACGAUGGAGGGAAAAACAUAGCACCUCUAAUUAUUUGUUCAGAACUCCAGAAACUCGAAGAAUCAACUGUCCCUGAGCCAAAAGGGAAAGGCCGUGCUAAUGGAGAUGUGUCCCUGAGGGUGGACCCUUCCUUACACCCCCCUCAGGUACCAGAGCUUUUCCCACACAGUGCUAUGAUUUUGUCCAGGCCCUCUGACCUAGGCCCAGCCCUACAGGGACUCAAGGCUCCUUCCCUUUAGGGAUGUGUCUCCUCACCUGUUCCCCUGAUUGUCCAGCCCAGCACCUGUGUUUGAGUCUCCUGGCCCAACACAUGAUUCUGGAAUGUCUCAUCUCCUUACCCCAAAUCCAGACCCUUUAUUUGUGCCACCUGUUCCCCAGGGCUUGGUUAUGAACCGUGCCUUGCUUUUGGGGACUUGAAGUUCCCACUGAUCUGGAAGAAGAAAUCCUGAAAACCAAAUAAACAAUCAGUUUAGGUUUAGGGGGAGAUGCUGAAUGGGUGGGACAGUACAAGUUCAGCAGAAAGGGUUCUCUACUUCAGGAGAUACUUUCUCUCUACCUCAUCCUCUACUCUGAGUUUUAGUGAUGAAAUUAUGGACCCCAGUUGACUGAAUUCUUGCUUCUUACUUAUCUUUCAGGGAUCGCUUUUCUCUCUUUCUCUCUCACUUCAGGACUUUAGCCCCCAGAGUCAUUUUUUUUUUUUUAAAUAAACAUGUUUUGGCUCACAUACCCUCCCUUCUUUCUUCAGGAACUGGGGGAAGGUGAAACAUGCCAUCCUUUUCAAUUUUCUUGAUGCUGCUUACAGCAUCGUUUGAUGAAACCAAAACCAGUAUACAUGUUUUCAAAAGCUAAUAAUAACCAGGUUCGGGGACUUUAAACGUGGGCACUAUAAUCUGGACAGCCUCAGGAGCACAAUCAGGGAGCUGGGAAGGACAGCUUCAAACAGAGCAGCUCAGCUGUGUAUGGCCUUGAAAAGGCACUAGCAGAGUCAGGCUGGUGUGCUGGCCCUUUUGAACAAAGGCUUUGGGCCUCCUGAGAUUCAGAGAGGCCCAGCUAGAAAAAGUGACAGAUUGAGCCACCAAUAUAGGAGGUAUUUCCCUAAGACCAUUUACAGGAAGACUUAACUAUUUGUGUAGCACACAACCUCUCAGGUCAGAUGGUAUUGAUUUCAAAUAAGAAGCUGAUAGUAGACCAUGUGUGAGGAUAAACUAAUGAGCCUGGUUUUUGGUGUGGCUUCCAGAAAGAAGCCUCGCUACUUUAAAGUCACACCACAACUAUGAUCUGGCCUGCUUGUGGAGCUAUUGGCUAUCAGUUUGCAGAAGGGAGCACAGUUGUACCAAAUAGAAUUGAGAUCUUUCUGCCUGUCAGAUGUUCUCUCUGUUAGUGCCUGAGUGGAAUUUUUGUUUGCUUUCGUACAGUUCUUAAAUAAAAGUUUGAUAUUUCAUUGUUUGGAAUGCUAUGUUCAUUGUGAUUGAGAAGCUGUGGGAAAGGCUUUGGACUUGUAAGAGAAAAACACAACAUGUAAUUGGUUUCCAAACAACCUUGAGCUCACUCAAGCAAGCUUUAACCACAGUUAAUAAUAA